Ruditapes philippinarum (Manila clam) is the source of this 1089-nucleotide messenger RNA. RefSeq lists its product as uncharacterized. The coding region runs from base 94 to 1089 and encodes 331 amino acids. The record is from RefSeq and is a predicted model, not a curated record. The transcript has 7 exons. NCBI's taxonomy places the organism in Eukaryota, Metazoa, Mollusca, Bivalvia, Venerida, Veneridae.
UAGAUGUAUGUAUAUAAAGUUUACAUAUUUUAGAACUAAUCACAUGUCAGUGUGAAUUUUAGUGAAAAUAAAUAAUUUUAUUUAAUUUUAAUAAUGAAUGGAUUUCAGCUGCUUGGAUUACUUAUGAUAGGCACAUUUGUCAUUGCAGUGGACUUUCAUGAACAUUCAAAACAAAGAAGCCGUACGAAGCGAUUCUUAUUCAAUCGAUAUCAACCUGACACCCAUAAUGGAAAAAUAUCUCGAUGUUGUAAUUGCGAUGAUUUGGGUAACGGUACAUCGUGUUAUGAAAGGUGUAGAAGUGGUAUCCAGAGAGACGAUUCCGAGCACUGUACAUAUGAAAUGUGUUCAGUAACGGUAACUCUCAUUAUAGGCAAAUUUUACCUUUUAUCCAGGUGCGAAAACAGAAAUUCAUGCCUUAAUAAUGUAACAAGUAUUGAUGACGCGAAAAAUAAUAGAUGUGACUCAUUGAAGAAAAGUGACAUGGUAGAUGGUACAGUUUGUCGUUACUGUUGCGAGUCUUAUAACAACGUUUCAUCAAUAGCAUGUUUAAAGAACCUGGAAACUAUCAUCAACCAUACAUAUAGCCAAAAUGCUGGUAAAGCAUUAAAUAGCACAGUAACAUCAUCUACAUCCUUCUCAAGUUCUCAGUCAUCUACAACAUCUUCAAGCCCUAGAUUAUCAACAACCUCUCCAAGUUUUUUAUCAUCAAACUCUUCAAGUUCUCAAAACUCGCUUCAAUAUGCGAAAUUAACUUGUGAAACAUGUAUAAAUAGCACCAAUUGUAAAAUAGAAACAUGUAAAACUAGUGAUAACUACUGUGAAAAUGUUGUCAGUUUUGACAAUGGGAUACAGAAAAUCAUCAAAAAGAGCUGUGCAACAAUAUUUGAAUGUAAAUAUGACCACUCAAUGAGGAACAGUGAAUGCGACCCGACCAAUGCUAUAAACAGUACGAACUACAUGACAUGUCACUACUGUUGCCAAGCAACAAGAAACUCUCCACCUUGUAAUACAGAUAAUAUUCCGAAACAUUUGGAUUUGUUUGACGGUAAACAUAUAUUACAAAUAAAACGUCAGCAGGCCCAUCGUUGA